Messenger RNA from Parus major (Great Tit), 4229 nucleotides. RefSeq names its product unk zinc finger (gene UNK). Lineage: Eukaryota; Metazoa; Chordata; Aves; Passeriformes; Paridae. The record is from RefSeq and is a predicted model, not a curated record. The transcript has 16 exons. Gene Ontology annotation, molecular function: mRNA CDS binding; metal ion binding. The annotation marks the transcript as partial. Gene Ontology annotation, biological process: cell morphogenesis involved in neuron differentiation.
UUCCGCACGGAGCAGUGCCCGCUCUUUGUGCAGCACAAGUGCACUCAGCACCGGCCCUACACCUGCUUCCACUGGCACUUUGUCAACCAGCGCCGGCGCAGGUCCAUCCGCCGCCGCGACGGGACCUUCAACUACAGCCCUGACAUUUACUGCACCAAGUAUGACGAGACCACGGGAAUCUGCCCGGAAGGAGAUGAGUGUCCCUUCUUGCAUAGAACUACUGGAGACACAGAGAGGAGGUAUCACUUGCGCUACUACAAAACUGGAAUCUGCAUCCAUGAGACAGACUCCAAGGGAAACUGCACCAAGAACGGAGUCCACUGCGCCUUUGCUCAUGGGCCCCAUGACCUGCGCUCACCCGUGUAUGACAUCAGAGAGCUUCAGGCGAUGGAAGCUUUACAGAAUGGUCAGACAACAUCUGAAGGAGGCAUUGAGGGUCAGUCUGCGGUCGCUGCCAGCCAUGCCAUGAUAGAGAAAAUACUCAGUGAGGAGCCAAGGUGGCAAGAUACAACAUAUGUGUUGGGAAAUUACAAGACAGAGCAGUGUAAGAAACCCCCCCGGCUCUGUCGCCAGGGUUAUGCCUGUCCCUACUACCACAAUAGCAAAGACAGAAGACGAAGUCCAAGAAAACACAAAUACAGAUCUUCACCGUGUCCCAGUGUGAAACACGGGGAUGAGUGGGGAGAUCCCAGCAAGUGUGAAAAUGGAGACUCCUGCCAGUACUGCCACACUCGCACAGAACAGCAGUUCCACCCAGAGAUCUACAAAUCCACCAAAUGCAAUGAUAUGCAGCAGUCUGGCAGCUGUCCCCGAGGACCCUUCUGUGCCUUUGCACACGUAGAACAGCCCGCGCUCAGUGAAGAUUUACAGCAAUCCUCGGCCGUGUCCAGCCCCACCCAGACAGCAGCAGUGAUGUACAUGCCCUCAGCAGCUGGGGACUCUGUUCCAGUCAGCCCUUCCAGUCCACAUGCCCCAGACCUUAGCAAUGUGUGGAAUAAAUCAGGAACUCUGCCAACUAGCCCCACCUCCACCACAAUUCUUUGUAGGAACAGCAGUCUUGGAAGCCCAUCUAAUAUAUGUGGGUCUCCUCCUGGUGCCAUUGGGAAGCCCCACAGCUUGGAGACCAUUGGUUUUCCUCCAGACUCAGUCACAGCAGCCGGCAGCUACAAGAAAGCACCGGGGUUUGAGCGAGAAGAUCAGGUGGGGGCCGAGUAUUUGAAGAGUUUCAAAUGCCAGCAAGCAAAAAUGAAGUCCCACUCCCUGGAACACAGGAGCCAGGAGCAACCUUUGUUACAGCCCAAACAGGACAUCCUGGGCAUUCUCCCAGUGGGGAGCCCACUGACAUCCAGCAUCUCCUCUAGUAUCACCUCCAGUCUGGCUGCAACCCCCCCGAGCCCCGCUGGCACCAGCAGCAUUCCAGGCAUGAAUGCCAAUGCCCUUCCCUUCUAUCCAACCAGUGACACCGUUGAGUCUGUCAUAGAGUCUGCCUUGGAUGACCUGGACCUGAAUGAAUUCGGAGUGGCUGCCCUGGAGAAGACAUUUGACAGCAGCACAGUGCCCCACACGAGUGGCAUCAUGAUAGGUGGGAGUUUGCUGCAAAGUUCUGCUCCUGUAAAUAUCCCCGGCUCCCUUGGAAGCUCUGCCUCCUUUCACUCCGCCUCUCCUUCUCCACCGGUCAGCCUCUCAUCGCAUUUCCUCCAUCAGCCCCAGGGACACUUAAGCCAGUCAGAAAACACGUUCCUGGGCACAUCAGCUUCUCAUGGAUCAUUAGGUUUAAAUGGGAUGAACAGCAGCAUAUGGGAACACUUUGCUUCGGGGAGUUUUUCGCCCAGUACCUCACCUGCAUUUCUGUCAGGUCCAGGUGCUGCGGAGAUGGCACGGCUACGACAAGAACUGGACGAAGCCAACGGCACAAUAAAGCAGUGGGAAGAGUCUUGGAAACAAGCCAAGCAGGCUUGUGAUGCUUGGAAAAAGGAGGCAGAGGAGGCAAAUGAUCGCGCCAACACAGCUAACAUGGAAUGUGAACUGGCCCGGGAGCAGAGGGAAGCCUUGGAGCUGCAAGUGAAGAAACUGCAGGAGGAGCUGGAGAGGAUCCACACCGGCCAGGACCCGCAGUUCCUGCGCUCCUUCUCUGACCUGGAGACGCUCUCGCUCUCGUCACUCUACACCCUGCAGAAACAGCUGCGGGCAAACCUGGAGAAAGUGGACAAGGCGGUAUUUCAGAUGCAGUCAGUGAAAUGCCUUAAGUGUCAGGAGGAGAACCGGGUGGUGUUACCGUGCCAACACGCGGUGCUGUGCGAGACGUGCGCUGAGGAGGGCGAGUGCCCCAUCUGCCACCCCAACAGGCCCCACUCCCUGCAGUCGUGACCUCCCGAGGACACUCCUGAUCAUAUCCUAUAGAACUUUUUAACUUUAUACAUACGUACAUAUAUAUGUAUGUGUAUAUAUAUAUAUGUAUAUAUGUGUGCGGUUGGGUGUGGCUGUGCACGUGUAGGGACGUGCACACACACACGCACAUGCACACAUGAAAACAGAAAAUUAGUUGCAGAGCACUUUUUAAUAUUUUACAUCCCGUAUCUAAACUGCCCCUCACCCGUGCCCCACUAAUUCUAACUCUUGAUGAACUUUGAGAGCUGUUUUUAAUACAGAUCAAAGGGCCAUUUGCAAAGAGUCUGUGUUUCUCCUCUUUUCUAUUUAGGUGAUAACAAAUUUUUGACUAUUUCCAGAAGGACUUAGAGUGGGCAAGAGGGGCUUCCAUGUGCUUUCCAGAGGAAGAGUUGAGAUCACAGGGAGGAUCGAGGUGGAUUGAAAUGACUUGCUCAUGCCUUCGGUCCCCCUGCUCUUUCACUGACCCAGCUUGGUUAAAGCCGUCCUCCCUGAUGGGAGCUCUGCCAGGCUCCUGCCUGGAGGGCCUCACACUGCCCAUCUCUGAAUGUGCAGGAACUUUGUCUGUCAUUUAAUCAGCAAAGUUCACUUUUUAAAUUUUUUUACGCUCUUUGUAUAUUUGUAUGAAAAGAAGAAAAGAGGGAAAAAAAAAUAUUUAUAUUGGACCUAGAGCAAGCCAAGCCCCAAAAUUCAGUGACCAAUGUUCACUUCUGAUGCAGCCAACAUGUUCCAAGUCUGAGCAGCCUUAGAAGUAUUGCCCUUGGGUGAGCCAAAGCCCUUUAUGAAGGAAAUUUGGAUGCAGAGGUUAGUUCUCUCUGGGCACCCCUUUGUCUGGUGGCUGUCCAGAGACUUUUUACUGUUUCAGAGCAGAUUAGUUUUGUUUUAGCCACAGGGACCUGACUCGUAGUCACUGCUGAGGUGCAUGAACCAAUUCCAGAUAGGCUGAGGACAUUUUUGUUGCCUGUAUCAGCAGCUCAAGGGGGGUUUGUGGAUUGCUGGCUCCAGAGAUCCUUGUGCUGGAGAUGUGUGGUGACAGAAAUAGUCCAGCAGGACAGAGAAAUGCCACCAGCUCAGACCUGCCCAGCAGCUGAGCUUUCCUGUGACUUUCCCUACCAGCAUGUCCAUUGGAUUUUUACAUCAGGUGGAUUGCAGUAACCUGCUGGGAUCUCAACCAAAAGGCCACUCAGUUGACUAAACAUUUUUAUUUUGCACAGGGAUGGUCCUGUGCUGCCCCUCCCUGACCUGGAAAAGCACUGGAACCUCCAGCUGCCCACUAUUGUAGGAAAACUGAAUUUUUACCAGAGCCUCUCAGAAAGCUUCAUAUUUAAUACAAACACAUAAUUAGGUUUGCUUCCAUAAUUCCACCUUUCCUCUCCAUGGAAGGGGUUAAUAUGCAUUCCCAGAUGAUCUCUUAAGUGCAGCUCUGUGUAGUUCUUUUUUAUGUUUUCCCAUUAACUUGUUUUUGGGUUUUUUGGUAAAAAUGCUUUUUUUCCAUGUGUAUUUUAUUGUAACUAGCAUCAGGUUUUUUAAUUUUUUUUAAUGGAGAGACACUGUUGAGUGACUAUUGUGGCUAUGUUGUUUGGUUAUAGCCUUUGAAUGUCUGUGCCAUGGGGCAGCACAUCUGCCUUGGUCUGAUCUUAAGGAAAGACCUUUUAUUAAAAUACGUGAACAUUUCUCUUUUUUUUAGGAAAAAUAAAAAAUAAAAAAAAAAAAAUUAAAGUGGGGGGGAGGAGGAGGAAAAAGCCCAAUUAAGAAAAAAAAAAAAAUACUAAAAAGUUUUUUUUGUAACUAACUUAAAUCAUAGGAAAUAAACUCUUGAAUCAGGUCUUUAAUAUUUAUAAGCA